Messenger RNA from Entelurus aequoreus (snake pipefish), 1291 nucleotides. RefSeq names its product homeobox C9a (gene hoxc9a). The transcript is spliced from 2 exons. Gene Ontology annotation, cellular component: nucleus. Gene Ontology annotation, biological process: regulation of transcription by RNA polymerase II; embryonic skeletal system morphogenesis; DNA-templated transcription. Bases 213 to 1013 code for a protein of 266 amino acids. Gene Ontology annotation, molecular function: DNA-binding transcription factor activity, RNA polymerase II-specific; RNA polymerase II cis-regulatory region sequence-specific DNA binding. Lineage: Eukaryota; Metazoa; Chordata; Actinopteri; Syngnathiformes; Syngnathidae. The record is from RefSeq and is a predicted model, not a curated record.
AGGCUAUCCGGGGUAAGUGGCGCAUUGAUCCGCGUACUAUUUUUUUUGCUGUGGGGGUAAAUACGGUCACGUGACGCGAAGGCAGCCAAUCGCAGACGUCCGAGCUCGGGGAAAUAAUUACCUGCCUUGAUUGUUCUAUGGUCAGAUAAAAAAGUACACAUACACUCCAUAUAAUAAUCGGAUGCAUGUAAAAGGGUGCGGGAAGCUUCGACAUGUCGACCACGGGUCCCAUAAGUAAUUAUUAUGUGGACUCCUUGAUCAGCCAUGACACCGACGAGGUCCUCGCAGCGGCAGCAGCAGCAGCAGCAGCGGCGACUCGCUUUUCGGCGCCCGCCUCGCACCCUGCCGGCCCGCGUCCUCUAGUCCCGGACUGUGGCGACUAUCCCUCCUGCAGCUUCGCGGCCAAGCCGGCGGUGUUCCCCGCGUCCUGGGCCCCCUCGCAGUCCUCGGUGGUGUACCACCCGUACAGCCACCAGGCUCACUUGGGCACGGAGUCUCGGUACGUGCGCUCCUGGCUGGAGCCCAUCUCGGGCGCGGUGCCUUUCCAUGGCUACCCGGGCAACGGCAGGCACUACGGCUUGAAGCCCGACGCUUUCCCGGAGCACCGGGCCGGCGAAUGCCUCGGUAGCACCGGGCGGACCUACACGGAUUACUUGUACUGCUCAUCCUCGGAUAUGCGGGACAAGACGCUCCAGAGCCUCCCUUCGCCCGAACCGGAGGUGCUGGCUGCUGGGAAGCAUAAAGAGGAGAAGCCGGAGCUCGACCCCAAUAACCCAGUGGCUAAUUGGAUCCACGCACGCUCCACCAGGAAGAAACGGUGUCCUUACACAAAAUACCAGACUCUCGAACUGGAAAAGGAGUUCUUGUUCAAUAUGUACCUUACCAGGGACCGCCGCUAUGAGGUGGCCCGGGUCCUCAAUCUGACCGAAAGGCAGGUCAAAAUUUGGUUCCAAAACCGGCGAAUGAAGAUGAAGAAAAUGAACAAGGAGAAGAGCGACAGCAAGGAACAAUAAUAAUGAGUAUUAUUAUUAUUAUUAUUACACACGCUAUAUGGACAGCAGUUCUCUUCAUAUUUAUCAUGAUUAACCCCUCCUCGAUCCCCCAUCGUCGAGACUCUUGUUGUUUUUCUACGCACAUGAAAGAAAGCUAAUUUACAUUAAAAAAAAGACUUUUGUUUUUUUGUAAGGGAAAAUUCUAAAAAGUACAAUUAGGACGCAUUUCGCAGCGUUCCAUGAGUGGGAGAAUAUACUUGAAAUCCUCUGUAUUUUCACACACCCAUAAUUUAAGGUGC